Messenger RNA from Anisakis simplex (herring worm), 6021 nucleotides. The record is from the annotation of a GenBank genome assembly. NCBI's taxonomy places the organism in Eukaryota, Metazoa, Nematoda, Chromadorea, Rhabditida, Anisakidae.
AUGAGUCAGGUGCAAAAAGGGAUCGUCGCUGAUCCCGCACUCCAAGCAGAAUGGUCCAAAAAACGUUUGGUUUGGGUACCACACGAAACAGAAGGCUUCGUUGCGGGUGUUGUGAAAGAGGAUCGUACCGAUGAGGUGGUCGUAGAAAUUGCUGAAACGGGCAAGAAAUUGACGUUAAGCAAAGAUGAUAUACAAAAAAUGAAUCCACCAAAAUUCGAUAAAGUGGAAGAUAUGGCUGAAUUGACGUGCCUUAACGAAGCAUCUGUGCUUCACAAUCUCAAGGAACGAUAUUUCUCAUCACUUAUUUAUACUUACUCCGGUCUAUUCUGUGUGGUCAUAAAUCCUUAUAAGAAGUUGCCAAUCUAUUCGGAAGCGUUAAUUGAGGCUUUCAAAGGCAAGAAGCGUCAUGAAAUGCCACCGCACAUAUUCGCCAUCACCGAUACCGCAUAUCGUUCGAUGCUACAAGAACGUGAGGAUCAAUCCAUUUUAUGCACUGGUGAAUCAGGCGCGGGUAAAACAGAAAAUACGAAAAAAGUGAUUCAAUACCUAGCUUAUGUGGCUGGUGCAACAAAGAGCAAGACGCCAUCCUCACCAGCAAAGCCGAGACAUGAUCUCGAGAACGUUAUCGGUGAAUUGGAAAAUCAACUGCUGCAAGCGAAUCCAAUUUUGGAAGCGUUCGGCAACAGCAAAACCGUUAAGAAUGACAAUUCAUCGAGAUUCGGCAAAUUCAUUCGUAUUAAUUUCGAUAUGUCUGGCUAUAUAUGUGGCGCUAAUAUCGAAUUUUACUUGCUGGAAAAAUCAAGAACUUUACGCCAGGCGGCUGAUGAACGAUCAUUCCAUAUCUUCUAUCAGUUUCUACGCGGUACAUCUCCCACCGAAAAGGAUAGUGAAAUUGAUGCGCUUGAGUUGCUGAAGAAAUCGAAAUGCAAACCGAAGAGAAAUAUUGCAUUAAAUCUCCUCCAAACAGCUUUCUCGUUUUUAGCAAACUUCUUACUCGAAGAAGUCGAUAAGUAUCGAUUCUUGAACAAUGGUUAUAUUUGUGUGCCAAACGUUGAUGAUGCUACCGAAUUCCACAAUACGAUUCGAUCGAUGAAAAUUAUGGGCUUCAAUAAUGACGAGAUUACUUCUGUUCUUCGUUUGGUAUCAGCGGUUCUUCUUUUCGGCAAUAUGGAAUUUUUCCAAGAAAAGAAAUCUGAUCAAGCAAUUUUACCCGAUGAUAGAGUCGCUCAAAAAUUGUGUCAUCUAUUGGGACUGCCACUUGUCGAAUUCACAAAAGCGUUUCUAAGGCCUCGUAUCAAGGUUGGAAAAGAGUUCGUGCAUAAGUCACAAAAUAAGGAACAGGCUGAAUUCGCGGUUGAAGCAAUUGGAAAGGCAUGCUACGAAAAAAUGUUCUGCUGGUUGGUUGGAAGACUCAACAAAUCACUGGAUCGAACGCGACGAACAGGCGCUUCAUUUAUCGGUAUCCUCGAUAUCGCUGGUUUUGAGAUUUUCGAGUUGAAUUCAUUCGAACAAUUAUGUAUAAAUUACACAAACGAAAAGUUGCAACAAUUGUUCAACAAUACGAUGUUCAUACUGGAACAGGAAGAGUAUCAGCGAGAGGGUAUCGAUUGGAAAUUCAUCGAUUUUGGCCUUGAUCUGCAACCAACAAUCGAUCUUAUUGAGAAGCCAAUGGGCAUAUUGGCAUUGUUAGAUGAACAGUGUUUGUUCCCGAAGGCAACCGAUAAAUCACUGGUCGAGAAGUUAUUGGUGAAUCACGCUAAACACCCAAAAUUUGUGAUUCCUGAAAUGAGAGCCAAAUCUGAUUUUGCGGUGAUUCACUACGCCGGCAGAGUGGAUUAUUCGGCUGAUCAAUGGCUCAUGAAGAACAUGGAUCCACUCAACGAGAACGUUGUCGCACUCUUCCAAAACUCUUCUGAUCCAUUCGUUUUUAGUAUAUGGAAAGAUGCUGAAUAUGCGAGUAUUUCUGCGUCUCAACAGAAUCAAACUGUUUAUGGAACAAGAACCAAGAAAGGUAUGUUCCGAACAGUCAGUCAAAUGCACAGAGAGCAGUUGACACGCCUGAUGACCACUCUUCGAAAUACAAAUCCUCAUUUCGUUCGAUGCAUCGUUCCGAAUCACGAGAAGAAGGCGGGUAAAAUCACAUCAAUGCUUGUACUAGAGCAACUGCGAUGCAACGGUGUUCUCGAGGGUAUUCGAAUAUGCCGUCAAGGUUUCCCUAACCGUGUACCCUUCCAAGAGUUUCGUCAUCGUUAUGAAAUUCUCACUCCAAAUGUCAUACCAAAAGGAUUCAUGGAUGGUAAAGAAGCUGUAAGGAAAAUGGUCGAUGCCUUAGAAUUAGAAUCGAAUUUGUAUCGGAUCGGUCAAUCGAAGAUCUUUUUCCGUGCUGGUGUCUUGGCACAUCUUGAAGAAGAACGCGAUUUGAAGCUAACAGAUUUGAUUGUGUCGUUCCAAGCGCAGUGUCGUGCCUUUCUCGCCAGACGUCUCUAUCAAAAACGUGUGCAGCAAUCGAAUGCGAUUCGUGUGCUCCAAAGAAAUGGUUUGGCAUGGCUUAAGCUUAGGAAUUGGCAGUGGUGGCGUUUGUUUACUAAGGUGAAACCGCUGUUACAAGUGACCAAUCAAGAAGCAGCAAUAGCAGCCAAAGAUGAAGAAUUGAAAGUUGUUAAGGAGAAGCUUGCAGCGAGAGAAUCUGAGUUUCUGGAAUACGAAAAACGCAUUCAACUGCUCAGUGAAGAACGGGCAGUUCUACAGAAACAACUUCAGCAGGAAAGUGAUGAACGGGCAGAGGCUGAUGAACGUCGUGAACGUUUAGCGGCGAAAAAGGAUGAACUGGAAGAGAUGUUGAGUGAAUUGAAUUCAAAAAUGGAUGAAAGUGAAGAGCAACUAGGGAAGACAUCCGAAGAGAAGAAAAAACUGCAGGAAACCGUCCGGGAUUUAGAGGAGCAGUUGGAGGAAGAGGAACAAGCCAGACAAAAGUUGCAGCUCGACAAGAUGAAUGUCGAUCAGAAGUGGAAAAAACUCGAAGAAAAGCAUGCUGAGUUGUAUGAUUCAUUCGAAAAGUUGAUGAAAGAGAAGAAGAAUCUGGAAGAGCGUACUAUACAGUUGUCAAAUCAAGUACUUGAAGAAGAAGAAAAGGCUAAACAUAUGGGCAAACAACGAUCUCGUGUUGAGGUGUCAUUGCAUGAGCUCGAGCAAGAGCUUCAAAAAGAGAAACAGGCAAAAGUUGAAUUGGAUCGUAUAAGACGAAAAUUGGAAGCCGAAGCAGAGGAACAAAAGGAAUUGCUAGAAGAGAAACGAAACAAGCUGGAAGAGUUGAAUUCAUUGUUGAGCAAGAGAGAAGCCAGUUUGACAGUCCUCCUCACAAAAUCAGACGAAGACAAUGCCAAUAAUGUGGCGCUGCAGAAGCAAAUUCGUGAGCAGGAGUCAUUGCUCGAAGAGCUGAAAGAAGACCUGGAGAAUGAGAAAAGCUUACGAGCCAAAGCAGAAAAAAGUCGUCGGGAUCUCAACGAUGAUCUGGAAACACUUCGUACCGAAUAUCUGGAAGCGGCUGAUAAAACGGCUGUUUCACUAGAAAUUCAGAAAAAGAAAGACGACGAACUCAAAGAACUCAAGCGAUCUCUUGACUCCAUGGCUGCUGCAAGUGAGGGAAAGAUCGAAGAGGUGAAACAAAAAUACCAACGACAAAUUGAGGAUCUCAGUGAGCAGAUGGAGCAACACAAGCGAUUGCGUGCUCAAGCCGAAAAAUCGCGUAAUGCGAUCGAUGCGGAGAAGAGUGAGUUAGCCGCCGAACUGGCCGCAAUGCAAUCGGCUCGAGCCGAAGCGGACAAGAAGAGAAAAUUUGCCGAAAGCUCUGCAGUGGAAAUGACAGCACGUUUCAACGAACUAGAAACUGCAAAAUUGCUUGCCACACAACAGCUAGCUAAAGCUCAAAAUGAAUUGGAUGCAAUCGUGAAGCAAAAAGAAGAUGAUGAACAGAAUUUGUCAGCAUUGUUGAAGAAGAUUUCACUACUUGAACAACAGUUGGCUGAUGCACAUGAUCAGUUACAAGAGGAGACAAAAAGCAAGUUGGCCAUACAGUCACGUGUUCGUGAACUCGAAGAUGAAAUUGCUGAAUCGGCUGAAUUACGUGAAGAGAUGGAAUUGAAACGUAAAGAACUCGAAGCGGUUCGUUUUUAUUUGCGUAUCUAUCCGGAAGGUUUGCAGCAAAUUGAGUCGUUACGUGCGUCUUUACUGGAAGCACGUAAGAAGGCUGAUGAGGAUGCACUGCAACAAAUGGAAGAACUGAAAAAGAAGGCCCAACGUGAUCUUGAGAUCGCUCAACAGGCACUAUCUGAAGCUGAACUUGCACGCGAUCGUUCCGACCGCUCGAAAAAGAAAUUGCAGCAAGAGGUCGAAGACACUAAUGUAGAGCUGAACAACAUUAGAACAUACGCUCGUGAUAUGGAGAAGAAGCAGCGCAAAUUCGAUCAGCAACUUGCCGAGGAACGUGGCAAUCUUCAGAAGGUUUCAGCCGAACGCGAUACAUAUGCACAAGAAUCGCGCGAUCGCGAAACACGAAUACUAUCGUUGAAUAACGACCUAGAAGAGCUGCGUUCACAAUUGGAAGAAUCUGAACGAAUGAAACGCUUGCUUCAGAUGGAAUUGGAUGAGUCGGUUUCGACAAAAGAUGAUGUUGGAAAAAGUGUUCAUGAACUUGAAAAAGCAAAGCGACAACUCGAACUGGAAUUACAAGAGCAAAAAGCACAAAUCGAAGAACUUGAAGAUGCAGUACAAAUUGCUGAAGACGCUAGACUUCGACUUGACGUCAAUCUACAGGCACUAAAAGCAGAACAAGAGCGUGCUCUGGCGACUAAGGAGAAAGAAAGUGAAGAGAAACGUAAAUCUCUUUUUAAGCAAAUUCGUGAUCUCGAAACAGAAUUGGAAAAUGAGCGUCGCGGGAAGUCUGGUGCAGUAUCACAGCGCAAAAAGAUGGAAUCGCAAAUGGCAGAGUUGAGCCAACAGCUAGAGGUUGCGAAUCGUUUGAAAGACGACUACAAUAGACAGUUGAAGAAGUAUCAGCAAAUGAUGAAAGAACUGCAACAUGACUGUGAAGAGGCACGUCAAGCCAAAGAGGAGUUGGCUGCAUCGGCACGUGAAAUUGAACGCAAACUUCGAUCGGUCGAAUCGGAAAACGUACGUCUGGUGGAGGCUAAUGAGAUGUUGACUAAUCAGAAACGACUGCUGGAGGCUGAUCAAGAUGAGUUGGAAGAGUUACGUGGACGGGGUGGAAGCCUGAAUAUCGACGAAAAGAGACGAUUCGAAUCGAAAAUCGCUGCACUUGAAGAGGAAAUCGAAGAGGAACAAAGUAACAUUGAACUGGCAACGGACAAGCAACGUAAAGCACAGCUUCAGGUUGAACAAUUAACUACUGAACUCUCAAUGGAACGCUCUCUGUCACAGAAAUUAGAUGCAGAGAAGCAGGCUUUGGAACGAGCGAAUCGUGAAUUGAAGGGUAAGGUAUCCGAACUUGAAGCAUCAACACAGUCACGCGCUAGGGCUCAGCUUGCCGCUCUUGAAGCGAAAAUACAGUACUUGGAAGAGCAAUACAAUGCAGAAACACUGGAACGUACGAAUGCAGCUCGACAGUGUCGUCGUCUUGAAAAGCGCCUCGCUGAUGCUAUUUUGCAGUUGGAAGAUGAGCGUCGCAAUACGGAACAGCAUAAAGAACAAGCUGAUCGAGCGAACGUUAGAGCACGUCAGUUACGAAGACAACUGGACGAAAUGGAGGAAGAAAUGGCUCGUGAACGAACAAAAGCGCGUAAUUUACAGAGGGAGAUUGAUGAUUUGAAUGAGGCAAACGAUACACUCGCUAGAGAUAAUACAACCCUUCGUGGUCAGCGACGUCCACCGCGUGAUACUCUUCUAGGUGGACGACGAAUCCAUAACAUCCGUAAUAGUAGUCCUCACGAUGACCUCGAUAGUAUUGGCACUGAAGGUUCGGAUUUGACCGACGAUCUUAAGCGUGGUUUACCGUUAAAGGAAUAG